GCCGGGGGGACAGGAGGCGGCGCCCGCGGGCGGCCGGCCCCGGCAUGGAGAAGCGGGCGGCCGCGGGGUCGGAGGGGGCGCCGGGCGCCCGGGCGCAGCUCGCCGUCGUCUGCCUGGUAAACAUUGUUCUCACCGGGCGGCUCAGCAGUGCAGUUCCUGCCUUAGCCGCCUGCAGUGGGAAGCUGGAGCAGCACACGGAGCGGCGCGGCGUCAUCUACAGCCCGGCCUGGCCCCUCAACUACCCUCCAGGCACCAACUGCAGCUGGUACAUCCAGGGUGACCGCGGGGACAUGAUCACCAUCAGCUUCCGCAACUUCGAUGUGGAGGAGUCCCACCAGUGCUCCCUGGACUGGCUCAUGCUGGGCCCAGCGGCCCCGCCCCGCCAAGAGGCCUUCCGGCUCUGCGGUUCCGCCAUCCCACCUGCCUUCAUCUCGGCCCGGGACCACGUCUGGAUCUUCUUCCACUCUGACGCCUCCAGCUCCGGCCAGGCCCAGGGCUUCCGUCUGUCGUACAUCCGAGGGAAGCUGGGCCAGGCAUCCUGCCAGGCCGAUGAGUUCCGCUGUGACAAUGGCAAGUGCCUGCCAGGUCCGUGGCAGUGCAACACGGUGGACGAGUGCGGCGACGGCUCGGACGAGGGCAACUGCUCGGCGCCCGCCUCCGAGCCGCCGGGCAGCCUGUGCCCCGGGGGCACCUUCCCCUGCAGCGGGGCGCGCUCCACGCGCUGCCUGCCGGCCGAGCGGCGCUGCGACGGCUCGCAGGACUGCGGGGACGGCUCGGACGAGGCCGGCUGCCCUGACCUGGCGUGCGGCCGGCGGCUGGGCAGCUUCUACGGCUCCUUCGCCUCCCCGGACCUGUUCGGCGCGGCGCGUGGGCCCUCGGACCUGCACUGCACGUGGCUGGUGGACACGCAGGACCCGCGGCGCGUGCUGCUGCAGCUGGAGCUGCGGCUGGGCUAUGACGACUACGUGCAGGUGUACGAGGGCCUGGGCGAGCGCGGCGACCGCCUGCUGCAGACGCUGUCCUACCGCAGCAACCACCGGCCCGUGAGCCUCGAGGCCGCCCAGGGCCGCCUCACCGUGGCCUACCACGCCCGCGCCCGCAGCGCCGGCCACGGCUUCAACGCCACCUAUCAGGUCAAGGGCUACUGCCUCCCGUGGGAACAGCCGUGCGGGAGCGGCGGCGAGGGCGCCGCGGGCGCUGCGGGUGAACAGGGCUGCUUCUCCGAGCCCCAGCGCUGCGACGGCUGGUGGCACUGCGCCAGUGGCCGCGACGAGCAGGGCUGCCCCGCCUGCCCGCCGGACCAGUACCCCUGCGAGGGCGGCAGCGGCCUGUGCUACACGCCGGCCGACCGCUGCAACAACCAGAAGAGCUGCCCGGACGGCGCCGACGAGAAGAACUGCUUCUCCUGCCAGCCCGGCACCUUCCACUGCGGCACCAACCUGUGCAUUUUUGAGACAUGGCGCUGUGACGGCCAGGAGGACUGCCAGGACGGCAGUGACGAGCACGGCUGCCUGGCGGCCGUGCCCCGCAAGGUCAUCACGGCGGCGCUCAUCGGCAGCCUGGUGUGCGGCCUGCUGCUCGUCAUCGCCCUGGGCUGCGCCUUCAAGCUCUACUCAUUGCGCACUCAGGAGUACAGGGCCUUCGAGACCCAGAUGACGCGCCUGGAGGCUGAGUUUGUGCGGCGGGAGGCACCCCCAUCCUAUGGGCAGCUCAUCGCCCAGGGCCUCAUUCCGCCCGUGGAGGACUUCCCCGUCUACAGUGCAUCCCAGGCCUCGGUGCUACAGAACCUUCGCACAGCCAUGCGGCGACAGAUGCGCCGGCACGCCUCCCGCCGAGGGCCCUCCCGCCGCCGCCUCGGCCGCCUCUGGAACCGGCUCUUUCACCGGCCGCGGGCGCCGCGGGGACAGAUCCCACUGCUGACGGCUGCCCGCACCUCACAGACGGUGCUAGGCGACGGGCUUCUCCAGCCUGCAUCAGGGACCACCCCGGAGCCCCCAGCACCCCUCACGGACACAGGCAGCCCCGUGGCAGCUGGGGAUGGGCCCCCCCCAGGCCAUGCGCCAGAAGUGGGAUCUGCCGUGCCGCCCCCCUCUGGCCUGCGGGACCUGGAGGGCAGGCUGGUGGACAAGGACAGAAAAGCCGGCAGGGACCCUCGGGUGGACAGCCCGGCCCCCGUGGACAUGACUCGGGAGCCCUGCUCGGCUCAGGACCCUCACCCCCAGGCUCCCACUGCCAGCAGCACUCUAGGCCCCCACCCAGCAGAGCCACUGGGUGUCUGCAGGAGUCCCCCACCGCCCUGCUCCCCAACGUUGGAGGCCAGUGACGAUGAGGCCCUGCUGGUCUGCUGACCCGCCGGACAUGCUGGUGACCGCCACAGCCCCGCUUUGUAACCAGGGAAUACACAGUCAUUUCUACCCUGCCUCCGCGUCCUUCUUUCUUACAGAGAGGCUGCCCGGAAGCCCAGCCGCCGGCUUGCUGCAUCGGCACCCCUAGCCCUGGUGGGCCUGGCGGGUGGGGGCCGUGGGGGCUGGAGCAAGGAGGCAGGUGGAGUCAGGAGCCCCGCGGCAGGCACUCUGGGUCUCACUCUCCCUCCCCCUCCUCCGUUCUAGGAAUCCAUCUCCAGGGAGCAGGAGGGCUAGGGC
Odobenus rosmarus divergens (Pacific walrus) is the source of this 2642-nucleotide messenger RNA. It is a transcript of the gene LRP3, whose product is annotated as low density lipoprotein receptor-related protein 3. The transcript is spliced from 7 exons. Gene Ontology annotation, cellular component: plasma membrane. Gene Ontology annotation, molecular function: protein binding. NCBI's taxonomy places the organism in Eukaryota, Metazoa, Chordata, Mammalia, Carnivora, Odobenidae. The record is from RefSeq and is a predicted model, not a curated record. Bases 45 to 2348 code for a protein of 767 amino acids.